AUGCGAGUAGCUACCGUUUGUCCGAUUAACAAAACAACAAUUGAACCUGAUCGAAAACGACAUGAGUGGCGGUCAAUUAUACAAGAAUUCGCUCUCAAUACAUCAACUCAUGGUAUUCCAGGCAUUGCACGAAGUCAAAACAUUGGUAUGAUAGGAAUGGUACAUGAUAAUACACAAUUUCCUAUGAUUGAAUUUGCUGGUAGAGCAUUGGUCACCGGUUUCAAACAUCGAAUGACAUAUGCAAAGAAGACUAUUUUCUAUUUACGUGCACCUUACACGACAUGUAAUGAUGAGAUACCACCGACUAUGCAAGCGAUGUUUGAUAGUUAUCCAGAUGUCGAAUAUGUUUACUCAGAAGAUUUAUGCUAUGAUCUAUGCACAGAGGUUUACACGUAUUAUACGUGUGGUUGCAUCGAUCCAAAACAAUGGAAUGCUCGCUCAAUUCUUCUACCACAAACUGACACAAUAAUCGUAGCUCCAUUAUGUAACAUAUCUGAUACAUGUCAUACUCAAGCAGCUAUUGUUCUGAUGAAUUCAUCAACUUUACUUGAAAAAUAUUGUUCCUAUUGUUCACAGCAAUGUUCAAUUACAGAUUUUAUUGUCAAAUCAUCAAUGUGGAAAGCACCAGCCGAUUGGUUAAUGAAUGAUAUAAAAAAUUUUGUCAAAAACUCCGGAAUUUUAUUACCUAAGGAUUGGUCAACUAAUUGGCAUUCACAUAUUCAUUCUAAUUAUCUCUCUAUCGAAUUAGUACAUGAAUCGAUUUUGGUCGAAAAUUAUACACAAAUACCAGCAAUGGGACCUGUGACAGUUCUAUCAGAUGUUGGCGGUCAAACAGGUCUUUGGAUUGGUAUCAGUUUUUUAUCUUUGCUAGAAGUCGCAGAAAUGUUCUAUCGAUUAAUACAAUAUCAGUACUAUGCUAUUCAAGAAGCCAUAAGAACGUGUAUUAAGAGAAAUUGA
Molecule: messenger RNA, 957 nt
Organism: Rotaria sp. Silwood1
Lineage: Eukaryota; Metazoa; Rotifera; Eurotatoria; Philodinida; Philodinidae
Source: the annotation of a GenBank genome assembly